GCUCUACUGAGGCUUGUAUUGACCAGUUCCAGACCAUCCUCGCAACAUCGUAAGACAGAAUACCACAUAUACCUCGCAAUAUAUCGGCCGAAUCUGGAAGAUGGACCAAAUCCAAUGGACACAACCUCCGUCAGACCUACCUUCCAUAGUAGAUUCACCCUUGAGUCACGACAGCAGAUGGCCGUGUGAUAUAGCAAAUAGCUCUCAAAACACACAACCAGGCCCUUGGAAUGAAUGCUAUUAUCCCGUACCUCUGAGCUCCGCAGAUAUCACCGCUUCAUCUCAACUUGCUUGUUCAAGCAGCGUGUCUUUAGAUCCAACAUUUGCACAGUCGAACAUAUUCAACACAAUGAGCAGUAACAUGGCCCAGUACCCCUAUAUUCGAGGGCAGGAGUCGCCAACUCCGACCACCAGUGAUCAAGAUUCUUCGUAUCAAGAGCACCUGCAAAGCAUGACAUCCCAACCACAUUUUACACCUUCUCACGCGCGAAGGCAUAAUAGCUAUCCCGAAUUCGAUCACGCGAGCACUUUUUCCAGCUCACGCAGCAAUCCUUUCCCUUCAGGCGCCUCGGCAACUUCACUCUCUGGCCACGGCAGUGAAGAGGAAGGCGGGACGACCAAAGAGCAGGAAGAACGGCUUCUCCUGGAAUUGAAAGACGAGCAAAACCAGUCAUGGAAGAAGAUAGCGGAUAUCUUCAGGUCACAGUGUAACAAAGAUUACAGCGUCCCGGCUUUGCAAAUGCGCUACCGUCGAUUACGACAGCGGAGGCUGCUGGACUUCAACGAUGCGGAUCAAGCAGCCUUAAUGGCUGCUUACGACUACUGGGAGACUAAACGCUGGGAGAUCAUAAGUGAGAAGAUGGCUGAAUUUGGAGCCACAGACUCCUGGACACCAAAAGCUUGCUCGGCCGCAUGGCUGAGACUGAAGAACAGAGAGCAUAGCAUGAAUUCACAGGGGCAACUCAAUACACAGUUACCUGAUAUAUGGAGACCGAUGGAUGUCCUCAACUGA
Messenger RNA from Pseudovirgaria hyperparasitica, 1012 nucleotides. RefSeq lists its product as uncharacterized. NCBI's taxonomy places the organism in Eukaryota, Fungi, Ascomycota, Dothideomycetes, Acrospermales, Acrospermaceae. The transcript has 2 exons. The record is from RefSeq and is a predicted model, not a curated record. The coding region runs from base 101 to 1012 and encodes 303 amino acids.